Molecule: messenger RNA, 231 nt
Organism: Paramecium octaurelia
Lineage: Eukaryota; Ciliophora; Oligohymenophorea; Peniculida; Parameciidae
Source: the annotation of a GenBank genome assembly
AUGAAACAAGAAAAUGAGACUUAAAAUCAUACACAAAAUUCAAUCGAAAAUUUACUUUCUGAAGGCUUAAAUGAAUUGUCAAAGACAGUUUUGAUUACUAAACAACAAACUUUUCCAUAACAAUCGAAAUUUAAAGCCAUAAUUUACCAAAAGGAUGAAGAAGGUCUAAAAAAUCUUUGGAGAUUCAAACAAAUCCUGGCUAAGAAAAUAAUUAAGAAAAUGAAAAGUUGA